Molecule: messenger RNA, 3449 nt
Organism: Archocentrus centrarchus (flier cichlid)
Lineage: Eukaryota; Metazoa; Chordata; Actinopteri; Cichliformes; Cichlidae
Gene: csnk2a4
Product: casein kinase 2, alpha 4 polypeptide
Exons: 13
Coding region: 359-1540 (393 amino acids)
Biological process (GO): regulation of cell cycle; peptidyl-serine phosphorylation; peptidyl-threonine phosphorylation
Cellular component (GO): nucleus; protein kinase CK2 complex; cytosol
Molecular function (GO): protein serine/threonine kinase activity; ATP binding
Source: RefSeq, a predicted model, not a curated record
CCGUUGCAAAAGUCUGGGACGUAGGUGGUGGUGGGCAGCCAUAUUGUCUCUGAUACAGCAGAAAUCAUACAGUGGCACGGGCGCACCGGCGAAGGAGGGAGGCGAGGACUGGUGGUUUGACGAAACUCACGUUAUCUGGAAGAAUUCGGUCGUCGUACUGAUCAAGGGGCUUUUCCCACCUUGCCCCUGGUGGCCCCUUCCCCCCAUCCUCAGGCAAAACCUCCCCCAAACCCCUUUCCCUUGUGGGAUCUACUCCCUCACCCCUACCUUCCCUCCUCUUCCUCUCCCUUUCCCCCACUCUUCUGGCUGUCAUCCGCUGUAGUAAGAUCUCCCCACCAUAUCCGCCAAGCUGUCGGACAUGUCAGGACCCGUGCCAAGCCGGGCCCGAGUGUACACCGAGGUCAACACUCACCGGCCUAGGGAGUACUGGGACUAUGAGUCACAUGUGGUUGAAUGGGGAAACCAGGAUGACUUUCAGUUGGUGCGUAAGUUAGGACGUGGGAAGUACAGUGAAGUCUUUGAGGCAAUCAACAUCACCAACAAUGAGAAGGUUGUGGUGAAGAUACUCAAGCCUGUAAAGAAAAAGAAAAUAAAGCGUGAGAUCAAGAUUCUGGAGAAUCUGCGUGGAGGUCCUAACAUAAUCUCCCUCAUUGACAUAGUCAAAGACCCAGUAUCCCGAACACCUGCCUUGGUCUUUGAACAUGUUAACAACACAGACUUCAAGCAACUAUACCAGACUCUGACAGACUAUGAUAUCCGGUUCUACAUGUAUGAGAUCCUCAAGGCUCUGGAUUACUGCCACAGCAUGGGAAUCAUGCAUAGAGAUGUGAAGCCACAUAACGUGAUGAUUGAUCAUGAACACCGUAAGUUGCGUCUUAUUGACUGGGGUCUAGCUGAGUUUUACCAUCCAGGACAGGAGUACAAUGUCAGAGUUGCCUCUCGCUACUUUAAAGGCCCUGAGCUUCUAGUGGACUAUCAGAUGUAUGACUACAGUCUCGAUAUGUGGAGCUUGGGCUGUAUGCUGGCAUCCAUGAUCUUCAGAAAGGAGCCCUUCUUUCAUGGUCAUGACAAUUAUGACCAGUUGGUGAGAAUAGCCAAGGUCCUGGGGACAGAAGACCUCUACGACUACAUCGACAAAUACAACAUUGAGCUGGAACCUCGCUUCAAUGACAUUCUUGGCAGACACUCUCGUAAGCGGUGGGAGCGCUUCGUCCACAGUGAGAACCAGCACCUGGUCAGCCCUGAGGCUCUAGAUUUCCUGGACAAACUGCUGCGCUAUGACCACCAGGCCCGUCUGACUGCCCGUGAGGCCAUGGAUCACCCUUACUUCUUUCCCAUUGUGAAAGAUCAGUCUCGUGUAACUGGAUCAGCCAACCUACCCAGUGGGAACCCUGCUGUUAGCACAGCCAACAUGAUCACUGGUAUCUCUGCCUUGCCAGCCUCCACUGCCCUGGGCCCUCUCACUGGGUCACCGGUCCUGUCUGCUGCCACCAAUGCCCUGAGCACCCCGGUGCCCGCUGCUGCUGGCGCCCCACAGUGACACCCCCACCCAGAUUCACACUCAGAACACCCCCAUCCCUCCCUGUGUGAUCAAUAGCUCCCACUUCCACCACCACCCAGUCAGGAUGGGGGGAGGGGUGUCUUAGCAGUGCUCUGCCAGCCCUCACCAUAUCCAACCUAACUCAGCGUGACUGUGCCUCAGCAGCUGGAGGCAGCAGUUAUCUUAAGAAAAAAAAAGCAGUUUUUUUUCCCCCCCUCUGUGAAUGAGUGUUAACAUGACAUGAAAUGAAUGUUGUUUAACUGGUGGUCUUUUCAUUAUUUUCCCCUCAAGACAUAGUGAAUACAGAGGCAUGUGUGUUGUGUUGUGUGAUGAGUCGGAGAGAGAUGGUCAUUCCCCACCAUGUGUGUUUUUAGUUUGACAUGAGAAGACACUGGUCAGUAUGAACAUCAGCAGAAGGUAAAGGAAGGAGAUGUUGGCUGUCAGGACCAAAAGGAGCACAUCCUGUAUUGUUUACUACUGAGUAGCGUCAAACACACAACCUGACACUCAGUUGACCACCCCAGAAGAGUUGAAACACCGACCAGAUCACAGCAUUGUGGAAGUUUUUGGUGCUGUUCUGUGCACAAACACAAUGACACUUCAACACUUUCUCUGCCUGAGUAACUUUGUCUUGCCUUUCUUACCAAACAAGAUCACUGGUCUUCUUUUGCUGUGCAACUCACUGUCACAUCAUCCUUCAUUAGUUUUUUUUUUUUCCUCCCCUCUCUACUCCAAACAUUGGACUGUUGGAUAAAGGUUCUCUACCAUCAAGUGGUCUGUUCAGCUCUAGUGUUGUGUUGUGCGAUCUUUUAAGAAGCCAGGUAAGGUUCAUUCAGGUCCUCAAAGAAAUGGUUUCUCCAAACGUGCUGCUUACCAGUUCCUUGAAAUAUUUCAAGUGGCUUUUCUUGAACUACUUCAAGAUAUACAAGAUAUAACCAAAGUUUACUCAAGUUGUGGGGAAGAAAAGACUAACCAAUCUUUUGUUCUUUUUUUGGGGAGGGUUAGUGGGAGUUGCUGACAACAUGGGACCUUGUCAUCUGCUGGUAGGGCUGUCAUGAUACCCACAAAUUAAAUUCUGUGCUAUUGACAGACCAGUCAUAGGGUGCUUCAAUAAAUCGCCACAGAAGCUUUUUUUUUUCUUUUCUUUUAAUACACCUCUGUGCUUUAAAGCCACCUGCAAGGAUGUGUGUUUGUGCAAUUAGAACACAAUCAGAGGGAUUUUUUAGUGCCACUAUGAACAUUAUCGGUCCUUUCUGUUCCUCUGCUGACCUUUUUAUAGUAACUCGAGUAAUGUAACAAUUCUCUUCACAUGCCUCGCCACGAGUGAAAUGGAACAAGGAAAGCAAGUGCGAUCAUAAACGACAGCAAAACCCGAUCGAUUCUCCUACUGAUUUAAAAGCAUAUGUUGGAAGUACAGCCCUUAAUGUCAGGAGUACGUAUAGCAGAUUAAACUAAGAUAAAUGCUGCAUCAUGGAGAGCAGGGAGAAUUCCUUCACUGAGACAGCCCUACUUGCUGGUGACUCUGGGAGGAAAGUUCACAUGUACAGUGAGUGAGAUGCUUUUUUUUUUUUUUAAUUUCCCUUCUUUUUCCUUUAGUCCCACAGUUGGUUAGCUUUCACCUCGUUGAGGGAAGCAGUGAAGUAUAAUAGCACUUGAAAGUUAGUUUUCCCGUGUUUUAGUGCCAGAGUUCGAAAGUGCAAGUUUUAGUUUCUGCUGUACAUAUGCCUUUUUUUUUUUUCUUUUUCAUUUCAAAACCUGAAAAUGCAAAUAAAUCAGAACAUGUAUACAUUGACCUGACAACGGAGCAGUUAAAAGUCCCUACAUCACUGUAUAUAUUUUUCUGUCCUUAUGUAGAUGACUAGUAUUUGAAAAAUAUUUGUGUAAAUAAACGUGUUUUAUUUAUCAGGUA